Messenger RNA from Aspergillus candidus, 1779 nucleotides. Its product is annotated as FAD-dependent oxidoreductase. The record is from RefSeq and is a predicted model, not a curated record. NCBI's taxonomy places the organism in Eukaryota, Fungi, Ascomycota, Eurotiomycetes, Eurotiales, Aspergillaceae. The coding region runs from base 1 to 1779 and encodes 592 amino acids. The transcript is spliced from 5 exons. Gene Ontology annotation, molecular function: FAD binding; oxidoreductase activity.
AUGCACCGCACCCUUCUGUUGCUGGGUAUCUUGUCUCUCCAGGCCUUUUCUCAGCAAAUUCCCCUUGAACGAGUUGAAGAAGACGCCCAGUGUCGAUGUCGACCAAAUGAUCCCUGCUGGCCCUCCCCGGCUGAUUGGGAUGCUCUAAACGGCUCCAUCCAUGGCAACCUCGUUCGGGUACGGCCCGUUGGGUAUGUUUGCCAUGAACCCACCUACAACAAAAUCGCUUGUGAACACGUAUCCGCAAUGUCCCCCAGCGGGGUUUGGCGCGCCAGCGAGCCAGGUGCCCUAGAGAACACCGCAUGGGAGGUCUCUAUCCCCAGCAAUGAGACCUGCUAUAUUGGAGACAGCAGUGACCCGUCUGAGCCUUGCAGCCAGGGCCGGAUCCCGCUUUAUUCCGCGAUGGUCCAGUCGACGGAAGACAUCCAGGCUGCCGUUCAGUUUGCCAAAGACAAGAAUCUGCGUCUUACAAUCAAAAACACGGGCCACGAUGCCAGCGGUCGGUCUAGCGCGGUAGACUCAUUCCAGAUAUUGACACAGGGACUCAAAGAUAUUACGUUUACGGACAACUUUGUGCCGCAGACGGCCAGAGAAAAGGCCCAAUCGGAGGGUCCGGCUGUGACCUUUGGCGCCGGCGUCCUGGGUAUGGACCUCUAUGCAGCUGCCGCGGAGCAUGGGUAUAAUGUGGUGGCAGGCGAAUGUAGCACCAUUGGGGUUGCCGGUGGAUUUAUUCAGGGAGGAGGUGUCUCGACCGUAUUAGCACCGCUGAGGGGACUGUCAGCUGACUUGGUUCUCGAAUUUGAGAUAGUUACAGCAGAUGGCAAUGUGGUCGUGGCGAACCAACACCAAAAUGCAGAUCUCUUCUGGGCUCUUCGAGGCGGUGGUGGUGGCACAUUUGGCGUGGUCACCAGUGUCACCAUGCGAGUAUUUGAAGAUAUCCCAGCUGUGGUUUCUACCCUAUCGUUUGAAAUGACGGAGCGAGAUCAGACGUACUGGGCGGCAGCAAGGGAGGUUGUCUAUAAGGCUCGAGAUCUAUCAACCGGCGGCAAUUCAGCCCAGUAUUCAAUUGGCCGGAUGCCCUCAGGCAACCCGUACGUGAAACUCACCAUGUUCACUCUAAAUGUGGCGGACAAGAGGGUUGUCAAUGAAUCCUUCUCACCGCUACUAGCCUCGUUAGCUGAGAUCGGUGUUCCGUAUGAAUUCUCCUCCGAUCCAUACCCCAGACUUAGCUCCUAUCUGAAAAUUCCGCAAGAGGAGUACUCUAAGGGACUAGGCUACUACCAGGAUAGCGUCCUCGUUCCGAAUGAGUUGUAUGCAUCGGAAGAUGGCCCGGGAGCGCUCCUCGACCAGCUUGCCAGAAUUGACCUGAAACCAAACGACCUCUGGGUGGUUAAUACGCUUGGGGGCCAGGUUAAUGCUAAUAGCCAUGUCGACAAUGCUCUCCAUGAAGGCUGGCGCUCCGCUGCCGUUCUCCUGCGGGCGGUCCAGAAGCGCAUUUCAAACCCCAGUCCUGUGGCAAUGUACCUAAACGAGGCUGAUCCUCACCUAGAGAACUGGCAGAAGUGGUUUUGGGGAGACAAGUAUGCACGACUCAAGGAUAUCAAACGGAAAUGGGAUCCCGACAGCCUCUUUAUUGUGUCGCUUGGCGUGGGUAGUGAGGAGUGGGUUGCAGAUGGCAUGUGUCGCCUGAACAGCCAGCGUCCAGGGGUCUUCGGAGGGUUCUCCCAGCAUUUCCAAUAUUUGAUGUCUUUCUUUGGAGAUGAUACCUCAGAAUUGUGA